Messenger RNA from Morone saxatilis (striped sea-bass), 5269 nucleotides. RefSeq names its product nei-like DNA glycosylase 1 (gene neil1). Gene Ontology annotation, molecular function: nucleic acid binding; zinc ion binding; DNA-(apurinic or apyrimidinic site) endonuclease activity. Gene Ontology annotation, biological process: base-excision repair. Lineage: Eukaryota; Metazoa; Chordata; Actinopteri; Moronidae. The transcript is spliced from 10 exons. Gene Ontology annotation, cellular component: nucleus. The coding region runs from base 221 to 1474 and encodes 417 amino acids. The record is from RefSeq and is a predicted model, not a curated record.
CCUGAAAUCUCGCGACGUUUCCGUAUAAACAAAAAACGUUACACAACAUGUUUAGUAACAUGCAUGUUGUGAAAGCAUUGUGUUUAGUGCCAUACCUACUCCUCGUGGCAGCCCUGCAGAGAGUGGGGGGACCGGCAAACUGUGUUGGGGAUUUCAGCUGAAGUCUGCGAUCGUGACAAGUUUAUAACUGUUGCAGCACAGCUUCAUUUGUUCCGACAAAAUGCCUGAGGGACCAGAGCUCCACCUGGCCAGCCUGUACGUAAACAAAAUGUGCAAUGGAGUGGUUUUUACUGGACCCGUAAAAAAAUCCGAUGUCAGCAAGAGUCCCGAUGUGCCCUUCACCUGUGAGGCCUAUCGGAUCACAGCUACUUCCAGAGGGAAGGAAGUGAAACUCACGCUGACACCCAUAAAGAGUGAUGAUACAAAACAGAGGUUGAAGACAGGACAGGCAGACCAGCCCAUGGAUAUAGUCUUUCGCUUUGGGAUGUCUGGUAAUUUCCGCUUCACCACAGAGGAUGAGCUGCCCAAACACUCCCACCUACGUUUUUAUUCCAAAGAGAAGCCCUGCAGAGUGCUGAGCUUUGUGGAUGUACGCAGGUUUGGCAGCUGGCAGCCCAGUGGGACCUGGCAGUCUAGCCGAGGGCCCUGUGUCAUGUUUGAGUACAAAAGCUUCAGGGAGAACGUUGUGUCCCACCUCUCUGACCGCGCCUUUGAUAGACCUAUCUGUGAAGUUCUGCUCAAUCAGAAGUACUUCAACGGUAUCGGGAACUACCUGAGGGCCGAAAUACUUUUCAGGUUGAACAUCCCACCCUUUGUGGCUGCCAGGACUACCCUUGAAGGCCUUGAUUCAGAAGAUUUAUGUGAAAGUGAGAAGCCUGUGAAAAAAGAGAAUACAGAAAAAAAGCACUCUGACAGAGCUAAACAGAAGAGGGUGAAAGAGGAGACGGGGGACCUGCUGAGGCUGUGUCAUACAGUACCUCUGGAGGUGGUGAGCCUAGGUGGAAAGGGAUAUGAUCCAGAGAAGGCAGACUAUUCUGACUUUGAGGCGUGGCUGCAGUGUUACUACGUCGAUGGAAUGAAAUCCAUCCGGGACCACAAUGGCAGAACUAUGUGGUUCAAAGGAGAUCCAGGUCCCAUGGUGCCUAAAGAUUCAAAGUCACCCAAGCCAAAAAAGAGGGCAAAGAAAGAAGAUGACCAUGAUUACACAGACAAGAAAAAGGUGGCCCGAAGUCGCUCUUCAAGCACAACAAAGAAACAAGUCAAACAGGAAGCUAUGACCAAAACACCAAAGAAAAACAAGGAUGUGUGUGUGAAGGAGUCCCAAUCCAAGACCCAAAAAGGAAACGCACAGCAUGAAAAGAAACUAACUGCACGUAGGAGGAAAAGCAGCAGUGCCGGGCCAACAACUCCAGUCAACCUUGUUGCAGGUCCACAGAGGCAGAGCGGGAGAGUUACCAGACAGAAAAGCAAUUGAAACCAAAAGGCAGGAAACCACUUUAUGGGACCAUUUUAUGUUUUUAUACAAUUAAAGUUUUUAAAAUAAAAACAUGUUUCUACAAAAGUUCUAUAACUUUUUAUUGAUGAUGCAACGUAUCAAAGUUGAAGUCUCCUGAAAAACAACAAUAGAACAGCACCAGAUGAUUUAUCUAGUUUCUCACUAGUUUCUAGGCCCAAAGCAUUUUAUUAAUAUUCAAUUUGUGACAACCCUGACGAUAGGAAAUGCCAUAUAUAUUACAAAAUGAGGAGAAGGGACACUAUUUGAAAGGGGUUGAAGUUCAAAAUGAUUCCUUCUGACGUAAUGUGUGCUGGCUGGGUGGGGUCUUGUCUCUCCAAGAGGUCACAACUGGGAAAGGGACAAAAAGGUUUUGUUGUUAGAAACAAUACAACACAUUUACCAGAUGGCAGUUAAAACAAUAAAAAAUAGAAACUCACGGCCAGGCUUCCCUAACUGGAAGGGUGGUACAGAGAGUUGCUGUCACGCUGCUCCCAUGUGACUCAUACAGCCGGACUACAAGUGCACCCUUCGUGUCCUCGGCCUGUUAUGGUAAAUAGAGUAAAUAGCCAUUAACUGUCUAAGUGGAUUAAGUAAAGCAAGGUCAAGCACAGGGUUUAACUGAAUACCUGUUUAAUGGUCUCAAGGAUGACUGCAGAACUACUGAUGGAAAAGGCACUCCAGGGCACCGUGUCAGGAGUGCACCGGAUUGACCUCAAAGGGAAGUUGAGGUUGUAAGCGCACUGGAUGACUGAGGCAUCUUGGAAGGAUCCUGUAUUAAAACCCAGGAAAACAUUAUAUUCCAAGUUUUAGAGUUUUGAAAUUAAUGAGAACAAAUUAUUUAGAAGAACAAUUAAAUCCUUACCUGUGUGUGGCAUGACUGCAUAGGUGAAAUGAUGAGUCCCCAUGUCAGCAUUGGCAUCUGGGGCCUUUGUUGCUCUCAGUCUACGACAAAGACAUCUACUAUUAGAUGAAAGGAUUAUUUAAAGUAAGUGUAACUGAAUUGUACUGUUUGUUUUACUGUUGUAUAUGAACAGUGGGGAACCUCACAGAGACAGUGUCAUAGUGUUCUUGUGGACCGAAUAGCCGUAUUUGCAGUCAUUCAGCAGUGCAACUCCAAAGUUGUGCUCUGACAAAUCGGCCCAUUUGUGACCCCAAACCUGAGAAGGAAAUCGUAAUGAAAAGCAAUACACAGUAUUGUAGCAUAACUGACAUCGGCCAUCCUACAAUUUAGGCAUGCAGGACCAAAACAGGCCAAAACCAAAAACCUGCUGCUGUCCAAAUACCUGUGGAGAUCAGUGUACAUUAAGAUUACUCGUACAGCGCCGUACCUCAAAUCUAGCCCAGUCCCAUGAAGUGUUCCUGUGCGUGGGUCUCUGCAGAUGGCCAAACUGGAUUUCAUAUGUAGCACUGGGGCUGUGAACUCGCACAGGGAAUUCCACCUUGAGAAACUUGUGAGACUCUGCCCACUUCACCUGAAAUUGGAGGAUGCGCCUAAUAUUGCUUGGGUACUGAAGAGUUUGUCAACUGUUGGAUUAGUGAUUCUUUAGAUUUUUCGAGAUAUCGUGAAUGAAUGAAGUACCUCUGUGUUGAACUUGAUGUAAGGACACAUGGCGUCCAUGACAAUCUCCUGGGUGAUCGUGCUCUUAUCACUGAUCCUGAGGGUGAAGCUGACACUGCCUCGGAGCCCACCUGAGGACACCACACGAACAGGCUGCACCACCUCCAGCACCGGCUUUCUAUAAGGCCAUUUCUGCUGUUAGGUUUUUGAUAUUCAUACCUACAAUGCCUGCAAAUAGUGUAAUAGAGUAUCAAGGUGGCGAAAGACCUCGUCUGCAGAUGGUAGUCCAUCACAUCCCAAGCAUCCCAGUACAGAGGGACAUCAUCAAACAUGAUAAACUGAUUCCCAUAACGGCUGUCAUAGAUGGCUUCCCUGAAACCAUCAGAGUGGUGAGACAGAUUAAUAUUUAAUGAUGAUCAUUAUUUUAUUAAUGUUAAUGCUGUAAAACAAAAUACACAGGUGGUCAUAUGUGGUCCUACAGUACCUGUUUGCACUCAUCAAAUACAGUGAUGCCAAAGUGCCAUCUUUGUUUAUGACAGUCUGCAAAAUCCCAUUCUCCAUGAGGAUGGUGCCAUCGGCCUGUAAUGUUAAACAACGUCUCAAUUAGCCAAAUUAAAUUGCAUCAUAGCUAAAUUUGUUAAAUGCUCUCUAUGUAUAGUACAUGUUUGUUUGUGCAAAGGGACAGUACAUAAACACAGACAGGGGGAGAGACAUGUACAACAUAGAAAAAGGCAAGAGGAAAAGGUUUAUAAGCAACAUAACGUGUACACUCAAUCAGAGGAAAAAUGAGAAAACUAGACAAAACCAGAAAAAAAAGGAAACAAUAAUAUGCAAGGACGUUACUGUUGCCAAGAGUGGAAGGAAAUCAGAUUAGUCAGUGAUUUCUUUAGGUCUGUUCUUAUUGUUCUAAGUGUUUUUUAUUUUCUUUCUUAUAAAAUGUUAUGACUUCAUGACGUGUUUUAUUGUAUUUUUUGUGAAGCACUUUGUUACAUGUAUUUUAAAAGUGCUCUAUAAAUAAAGAUUAUUAUAGAGAAAAGAAGAGAGAGGGGAGACAUAAGAAAUAACCAUCAAUGGCACUGUGGGGGUAUUAGGGCUCUGGCAGAGGUCAGCUGGGUUGGACCUGCUAAUCUGCUUCUGGCUGCGCCCAGACCUUUAGGAAAAUACUGGCCUAUUGCAGAUAGCUGUUGCCACUUUGUGAGCCGGCUCUGUCGGGACCAGGAAAUUUAUUUUAUUUGUUUAUCCAUUGAACUAUGUCAUCACCCUGCCCUGCACACAACCACAGCCCACUCCCACGAAAGCCACAUUUGAGCUGGAAGUACUGUCAUCACUGGCAUUUGUGGGAUGAUUUAGUGAAACUUAUUCAGAGCUGGAAAGGGCAAGUAAUGUGUUAUACAGCACAUACUUGAAUAGAGACAGAGACUUGAGUCCCAGGCUGUGUGUCCUUAACAGGAGACAAACCGAUGCUGGGAACUCUCACCAGAGCUGCAGAACAACGGAUACCACAGAGCAUCAGAUAUGCAGUUGUAAUUUUGAAAGCAACAUAAAUAUUGUAAAUAUACAGAAUGGUGACAGUUUAAAGGGAAAAACCAACACAAACCUCCUUGUCUGGACCCAUCUCCAUCCUCCCAUAGGUGUUCAAUUAAUCAACCGAUUCACUCAUCAUUUUCAUUCUCAUCAAACCAUUCAAUGACCCUUCAUGUCCUGUACGAAACUGUAUUCCUCAUGUUUCGCCACUCAUUCAGGUUUUUCCUUUAAUGCGUCACCUAUCUGUGUACAUAAGUAUCAACAUACCCAGAUCAGGUUUACCAGCACCAUCUUGAAUCUGGAUGACUUCAUGGCGCUCCCAUGGCAGAGAGUUGAACACACCAGCAGAAUUGCCCUUUGACCCCAAGGCUCCACAGGCAUUAUGCAGCAGUGUAGAACCAUCACUGCGGAUAUCUAAAAACAGUGUGAUGUACUUUUUGCUUUGGAAAACAACAGAUCAAUAUGGCUCUGAUUAUAAUGGACAGCUACUUAAAACUGUACCUUCAUAAUACCGGAGUGCAUCCUCCACAACCAUCUCAAUGCAGCUGCCGGGAAUCACGUCAUGGAACUGGUUUAGAAGAAGAAGUCUGUGAGGGAUAUCAAAGACAUACAUUUCAUACUCUGACAAUAGAAGCCAUUGAUUUAUUUGUUCUCAUCAUGAAACUAUAAAAAAGUGUGCCUUGACCUCCAAA